AUGGAUCUCGAGAAGCAGGCCCUCGAGAUGGCGGAGAAGGCCCUGGCCUCGCUUCCGGCCGCGGCGCGCGCCGCCAAGCUGGACUCGGUGAAGGCGGGCAUCCUGAAGAGGUUGCAAGCGGGCAGCGUUUCGCGGCCGGCAGCCCCGGCCCCGGCUCCCCCUGUGCCGCCCCCACCGCCCCCACCGCCUUCCGAGCCCAGCCCGGAAAGGGAAGGCUCUUCGGCGACAGGGGUGGAGGGCGUGGAGCUUUUCGGCGAUGUGCCGUGGUUCGCAGACUCGGAGCUCCGGGCCCGACUCUUGGAGGAUGUGAGGCAGGCCCACGCUGCUGAGAAGAUCCUGGUGGCUUCGCCGAUGGAGGAGAUCCCAAGGAUCCUUCCAAAGAGCGGCCAAGUGCUGGGCGCUGGAGCCGUGCUGCGUCUGGGCGGGGUGCACCAUGGCGGCUACGGAGAGUCGGACAUCAACUAUGCCUACCGCCAGCUCUCCCGAGCCCUGCAUCCCGAUAAGAACCCUGGCAUCGAGGAGGCUCACGAUGCCUUCAAGCGCCUGGGGGAGGCUUCAGAGGACCGUUUGUUCCUUUGCCAAACCCCGCGCUGCAUCGAUCGUAUAAGGUGCCAGGUGACUCAGGGCGGCCCCGCUUCUGCUGAGAGCCUGGAGCGACCGAUGAUCAUGUUGCGCUACGCGGCAGAUGCACAGCAACGUCAAGGGAAUCAUUUCACCAACCAUCGUUGGACCAUGUCCCAUGUUUUGGCAGUUUACUCGAACCAUUGGUUGGUUGGGGCAUCUUCGGGUCUCGUGGCGCCGUACCCGGCACCAGGCAGUGUGCUCUUCUUGCCGAAGCGAGCCGGCGAAGGUAUGCCCUCAGAGGCAGCGCUUCGGCGCAGCACUGCAGCCUUUGUUGCACAGCCGGCUUUCCAGGGCUGCCGGCCACAGGAGCUGCUGGGCAAGUGGUACCAGGAGUCCCAUCUUCUGGAUCUGUUUACCAAAGCCCCGCUGCGCAUCGCCUACGAUUGCUCACAGAAGCCUUUCCGUGCGCAGUUCCUCUGUUCCCUCAGCCGGGCUGCCGAGGCCGAGGCGAACCGCAACGACAGCUGCGUACGUGGAAGCUGGCACCAGGUGAUGGCGCAAUUUCCGGAGCUGGGGCUAUGGAAAGAGCUUCAGGACAAAAUCCGAUCACGCAUAUGGGCGUCAGGUGCUGCAGCGGCAGGCAAGCGCAGCCGCAACAGCAAAUGGGAUGACAAGUCAGCGGCUUCUUGUGCCACUGAGUGGGGGAAGAAGUGGCGGACCAUUCUGCAAGAUGUCUUGCCUGGUGCAGAAGCAGCGAGCCGUCCUGACGGCGACUUGGAGAUUCAAAAGCUGUGUAUGGUUCUCUGGAAAGACACUGCGCCUUGGGUCGGCGACGGUUUUCUGCAGCACCUUCGCCUUUUCCAGGCCAGCGACGCAGGUCCCAGUAUUGACGAUGAGACAAAGUGGGCCUUCGUGCCAGCGACGGACCUCCUGCUGUUGGUCGGUGAAGGCUUGGUUGGCUGCACAGCCGAAGGCUGUUUCGUGCAGUCAGAUUCCGGCGCCGCGAGGAAGCCUUUCCUGGAGGCGCUGAAGAACUGGCGCUCGAGCCUCCGGAAGAACCGGGGAGAAACAACGACCGACUCUGCAGUCAGACUCUGGAAGUCCAGUGCCAAGAGAAACAGCCAGAAAGAGUCCGAGACGGCCAAGAGGGCACGGACCACCGAAAACAAAGAAGGAGCACCUGAAGAAGUUCAGGCAAAGUUAAACCGCUCACCGACAAAGGUUUUGCUCCUGACUAAUGUGGCACCGGCCAAACAGCCAGAAGAGACCAUAAAAGCCACCGUUGAGGAGUGGGUCAAGAAGUUUGGUUCGGUCAAGGAGUGCACCGUCGUGAGGGUUCCCGACGUCCCGGAAGAGGAUGCCAUUCGGGUGUUUGUAGUUUUCGACAGCAUCAAGGCUUCGUCGAAGGCCUACGCAUCCUUGCGAGGGCAGGUAACGGAUGGUCGAGUGCUGCGAGCCCGAUUCUACGACGAGAAGCGUUUUCAGGACGGCGAGCUCUACAAGGCGAUUCCCUCUCGCAUGCUGGUGCUGACGAACUUGGUUCGCCCUGAGGAGCUGGAUGGCGGUUUGCAGGACGAAGUGCGACACCUGGCCAAACAGCAUGGCAAGUUGUGCAGAUGCGUGGUCAAAACUCUCUCCGACCUUCAACCAGAGGAGAGCGUGCGCGUCUUCCUGGAGUUUAGCACAGUUGACGAGGCGGUAAAGGCUCAAGCUGCCUUGCAUGGUCAAGACUUUGGACUGCAUCGCAUCAAGGCCAGGUACUUCAACGAAGCUCAGCUUCCCGGAGAGUGA
Messenger RNA from Symbiodinium necroappetens, 2355 nucleotides. The record is from the annotation of a GenBank genome assembly. NCBI's taxonomy places the organism in Eukaryota, Dinophyceae, Suessiales, Symbiodiniaceae.